UACACUUCGAUUAUGGGAGUCGGGUGAUGACAGGCGAAGUAUGACAGAAAGGAAACUUGUUAUUCUAAAGGUCAUCUUCGAUCGGUUUUUCAUUAUUUGAGUUGAUGUCUGAUUGAUUUCAAUUUAUCCCAAUGACUUGAUUUCGUAAUUAUAUAUUGGUCUUAUAAAGACAAUGCAUCAUUUCACAGCAAAUAUGAACAAAGAUCCAGACGACUCUCUUGAAAGAUCAAUGGAAAAUAUAGCCGAAAGGAUGAAAAAAACUGAUGAGAAGAUGGAUGUACUUGCGGAACGAGUAAGUAACAUAAAAAGUGAUAUUUUAUCUGAAGAAGGUGAGACAGUUGAAGUCAAUAACCUUCUGAAAUCUGUAAAUGAAGUCAAAGAAAAUUAUCAGUCCCUUCGUAAAGAAUUGAUGGAAGUACAGGAUCUCCAGAAGCAACUAAGCUCUUCACUUCAGAUUCAGCUUCGCAUGAUGCAAUCGAAGUUCAACACACUGAAAGAAAAAGUUAUCACAGGCAAUAUCGGCAGCAGAGCAUUGUCCAGGUCUCAAUCUAUUUCUUCCAGUCAUACCAGGCAAGAGUAUAUCGGCUUUGAAAAUAUUGACUAGAUCUUAAAAGCUGAUAUCCACUCAAAAUGAUUAUGUAACAUCAUGUGGAUACAUUCAAAGCAUAUAAUCAAGUAUUGAAUAUCUAGUGAUUUGAUGAAGUGAUGAUGAAAUUUUGUAAUGUUGAAAAUAUUACUUCAAUUCCUUGAUUAUCAUUGAUUAUUUGCUUUCGUUGAAGCUUCUAUUUGAUUUGUUCAACUGUUGCAAGAUGCACUUCAAUAUCGGUUCAUUGCCCAUUAGUAAAAGUAGAAGUCACUAUUAUCUGUUUGUUUCAUUUCUGAAUAUACUUCAAGAAAUGCAUAAGUAAAUUGAAGUUCAAUUUGCUCAAGAUUUUUAAAUGGUGUUUUGAAAAUAUUUUAGUGUUAUUUUCAGAACAUUUUCUUUUAGGCUUAAAUGCAUAUAUCAGUGUUGUGCAUGAUAACAUAUCUUAUGCCAAUUGUUUAGAUUCAAUGUGGUAACAAAGAUGUCUAAAAAUACUAGUAUGUCCACUGCUUAGAUUUUGUUUAGGAUAAUUCUGGUGACUUGAAAUCAGGAUUGCGGUAGUUCCUUUUCGAAAGUGAUCCUAUUUAAUUAAAGAAAUUUGAUGUGAGCAACAUAAAAAAUGAUAGAGAAAUCAUUGGAAAACUAUUUAGAAUCCUAGAAGGCUGAUACUUUCAAGUCACCAGUUUUAUUUGAGUUAGAGGCACACCGGUAUUUUUAUACAUCUUAGUGGUAAUCUAUAAAACAUAUGUCAACUAUGUACAUCCAUAUCUACGCAUGUUCUAGUGAAAAGUGAAGUCAAUUAUUAGAUGUGUAUUACCUGUCUUUAUAGAUACAGGUGAUAUUUUUCAAAUAUUAAAAUAACAGUAGAAAAUUAUUAAGUAGAAACUGAAUUUCUAUUAAAAGGUGAAUUUUUUGGUUGGACUAUCAAGCAACUUCUAAAACUUGAAAAGACAGGGUAUGAUGAUGGUUAACAUGAAGAGAAAUUAAUACAAAAAGGAAAUUUUGAAAUCCCAUCUUUUACAUUACCUUCGUUAUUAGAUGACCUUUCCAUCAUUAGUAAUCUGCAACCUUUUAGGUAUUAGGGACCAAACAAUCCAAUUUCAUUUUUUCCUUUUCAAAUAUUUUAUUAAUAUAAAAUCUUUUUCAUGACAUUUUUUAGUUGAUUUGCUUGUUAAUGCAUGUAUUAUGAAUUAAUCUGUUUUAUGCUCAUGAAAAGUUAAAAAGUCAUUAUUUAUAUACAUCGUUGAUACUUGAUACCCAGAUGACAACAUCUGAAAUUUAUUGGUAAGAUUUCAAAAGUGAAACGCCAUUCUGUGGCAAGCAUUAGUCAACUGUUAAAAAGUAAAUUAUUUAAAAUUGAUUGGUUUUCCUGUUGCACUUUUUGAGAAUAUUUCAAAUAUGUUCGAUUAAAAAUCUGGAUGUCAAUAUAUUUUGAGAAGCUGUUAUAUUUGUAGGAAAUAUACCUUAUUAUAUUGAGUGUAUCCUAUAAGUCAAUGUUUUUCAUUGAAAAAAAUUACUUCGUUAGAACUUUUAUGAUUGAAGAGAUGGUAGCUGUUUUUUCGAUAAUUUUAAUGAAAAUUUCCCAAUAAUAUUCCUCUUAGUAAUUUCACACUUGCUCAAAUAUUUCAUUAAAACAACAAGCACAAUAAUAUCUCUACCUUCUAGUGAAUUGAUGAAAACAAUAUUGAUAUAACAUUUCAUAUAAAUUUUAAGCACAGAAUUACACAUAUUAAAUUAUUGCUCAAAGUACCAUAUUAAUGUUGUCAAAUAAAUAAAUUAAAGCAUG
Harmonia axyridis is the source of this 2369-nucleotide messenger RNA. RefSeq lists its product as uncharacterized. The coding region runs from base 173 to 604 and encodes 143 amino acids. The transcript is spliced from 2 exons. The record is from RefSeq and is a predicted model, not a curated record. NCBI's taxonomy places the organism in Eukaryota, Metazoa, Arthropoda, Insecta, Coleoptera, Coccinellidae.